AUGAAAGAAAAUUUUGAACGUAUAGAUUCAACACAGCUGGUAGGAUGUGUGUAUCCUCCUAAUGGUGCCAUAAUUAGACCGGUCUUUUUUGAAAUACUUCUCGACCCAUUUCUACUAAUAGGUUUGAAUGAAUCGUUCAUUGACAUUUUGAGAGCCGAAAUAAGAAAUUAUGCACGGAUGUUACUGGAGGGAAUGACUAAGACUUGCGAGAUGGAAGAAUUUCAGGAUUAUAAUUACUUUGCUACGUCAAUUGAGGCUAUUUUGCAAAGGCUUAAUAAGGAUUUCAACAAAUCUCCUCGUAAGGAUACGAUAUAA
Molecule: messenger RNA, 315 nt
Organism: Cetraspora pellucida
Lineage: Eukaryota; Fungi; Glomeromycota; Glomeromycetes; Diversisporales; Gigasporaceae
Source: the annotation of a GenBank genome assembly